Suillus fuscotomentosus is the source of this 1284-nucleotide messenger RNA. RefSeq lists its product as uncharacterized. The record is from RefSeq and is a predicted model, not a curated record. The transcript is spliced from 3 exons. NCBI's taxonomy places the organism in Eukaryota, Fungi, Basidiomycota, Agaricomycetes, Boletales, Suillaceae. The coding region runs from base 1 to 1284 and encodes 427 amino acids.
AUGUAUCAUCAUCCAGGACAAGAGUCCCUGAGCAGAUUUGACACACUUGAUCUUGAUCGGUACCCCAUAGCAUUACGUCCGGCAUCACGGCAGAAUCGCAGCAUCCUUCCUACACCACCUAGUAGCACCCGCACAUCGCUUGAGGAAUCCCAGGGUCUACAAGAACCUAUUUGCGCCACCCAACCUUUUACACAAUUAGUUGUGUCACCCACAAAAGCAGAUGUACCGUCUUGUCAUUUGACUCCUCCACCAUCCCCAUCCAGUCCAGGGCAAGAAACCUCCAGCUCUAUCUUGAAGUCUCUUAGGGAUGUUGCAAGCAGAGUGGUGUCCAGGCUUGUGUUCGAAAAUGUGUCAGCCCCUGUAUAUGAAGAAGUCGUAGAAGAAGCCACAAAAAAUGGGGAUUGGCAAGAUGUAAGAGUUGAUUAUGAUGGAAGUGUGCUCAUUGUACAUUGCCCAAGCCUUGGCCACGAAUUUCCUGGGGAUCUCUUUGAUUUGAUGGGCCGUGCAGGGAAGUCUUACCCAAGGGAAUAUCAUGGCAGCCGCAUCACCCAGGGUGGUUCAACCACUGUUGAUCUUGUUGUUGGAUCAAAGUCGCCUGACUUCAGCCUUUAUGAAGUGAAAGACAGCAGCAGGCAGGAUCAGAAAGUCCUGAAUGUGAUGCCUACAGUUGCCUUGGAGGUAGGAUAUUACGGGGAAGGGGAAAGGAAAUUGACUUUAGAUGCCGGCCGACUCAUAUGCCUAUCGAAAGGCAUGAUACAAUUAGUGGCCACUAUCAAUAUCGAUCACGAGGUGGAGAAGCAAAAUGAUGGAAGACGAAAACUAAAAUCCGUCGUAUGGACACACUGGGAGAUGGAUCCAGAGUAUCCCAAAUUGGUUGAAGAGAAUGACAAGUAUGAGCUCAAUGAGCUCAUUCCUGAAAACGACGGAAAGAUGGUGGAAGAUCAAACGACUGUCCAACCGCCGCCCGAUGCCUAUCGAGCAGUAGUGAAAUUUGCCCAAACACCCUAUUGGGUUAGAGCUUACAGGUCUAACAUUUACAAGCUCUUCCCACCAACAGGAAUCCGAUCUAUCCCGAUUCUGCAUCGUCAUUUGUUUCGCGAUCCACAGGAGUGCGACCAGGAAAAUCCCGCAUUUACCAUUGAGACAGCAGAUAUCAUGGCUACAAUUCACAGCUUUGAAAGGGUUCAGCGGGAGAUGGACGGCAAAAAGAAGAGGAAGCCGGAAGAGGAAGACUUGAUGGACAAGGAACUUCUUGCAAGAUUAAAAAAACGACGUCCCAACUAG